Messenger RNA from Austrofundulus limnaeus, 1156 nucleotides. RefSeq names its product unk zinc finger. NCBI's taxonomy places the organism in Eukaryota, Metazoa, Chordata, Actinopteri, Cyprinodontiformes, Rivulidae. The record is from RefSeq and is a predicted model, not a curated record. Gene Ontology annotation, biological process: cell morphogenesis involved in neuron differentiation. Gene Ontology annotation, molecular function: mRNA CDS binding; metal ion binding.
UACCUUCACGACGUUAAUUUAAUUAAUGUCUUCACUGCAGCUCUUCUGCUCCUCGUCAAAGCGACUUCUCUCUCAGACUGUGAACCAAAGCGAGUAUUAAUACUUCCCGUGACGUCAUGGUUGUGAUGGUGUGCGCUCAUUGGUUCCCCCCACAAACUGGACACGGAACAGCCAAUCACAUUGAGCGAGCGGACAACGUCAACACGAACCUUUUAGCAGGUCUUAUCUAACUUUACACAGGUUCUGUUUACGUGGCGCUAUCACAGUAUGUGAUCUAAUCUGGCUAGUUCCUUUGAAGUUUAACAGAAAUUACUGAGCCAAUGACUGCACUCCAUUUCCCAUAGUUCCACGCUACGUCCCCUUCCUGCUACUUCCGCUUGUGUUGCGCAUGCGCACAUCGUUGGAGAAUGCGGAUUUGGAAGCUAACAGGCACAGCUAGCCAGCAAGCUAAAAACAAGCUUCUUCUUCUUCGGUUYUAAAGCUGUUUAAAUGUCGAAAACAAAUCCACAGCCCCCGUCGUGUUCGGCAGCCACGACCACGGGUGGACCCUCUUCGUCCUCUUCGUCUUCGCCCGCGGGGGGGUCGACAUCUCCCGCAACCGUGCUGAACGUACAGCCAGAGAAACCUCAACAUUACACGUAUCUGAAGGAGUUCCGAACUGAGCAGUGUCCCCUGUUUGUGCAACAUAAAUGUACACAGCACAGGCCUUUUUCCUGUUUCCACUGGCAUUUCCUGAACCAGCGGCGCCGCAGACCCAUCCGCAGACGGGACGGGACCUUCAACUACAGCCCAGAUGUCUACUGUACCAAAUAUGAUGAGGGGACAGGCAGCUGUCCUGAUGGAGACGAAUGUCCCUUUCUGCAUCGUACAGCAGGUGACACGGAGCGAAGAUAUCACCUUCGCUACUACAAAACAGGUUCAUGUAUUCAUGAAACAGACGCUAAAGGCCACUGCACCAAGAAUGGCUCCCACUGUGCCUUUGCUCACGGAUCACAUGACCUGCGCAGCCCCGUUUAUGAUAUCAGGGAGGUGCAGGUGAUGGAGUCUCAGGGAGGCUCAGGAGCAACAGAGGGCAGUGGUGGAGACGGGCAGUCGGGACAAGCAGCCAGCACAGCCCUCAUAGAGAAAAUCCUGAGUGAAGAGCCACGCUGGCAAG